AUGGAAGAACAUGGGAAGAGAAUUGGAGGGGUAAGCCACUGAUUAACACCACAGAGCCAGCGAACGUUAAAAAGGUCGCUGCUCUCUUUGUUAAUGAUUAUGGAAAAGAUCCAGAGAGAGCCAAAGCUCAGAGUCCGUUCUUUGGACCGAGUAUCUUUUCCGAUGGACAUAUUUGGAAGGAAGCUAGAGGGCUGGUUAAACCUAUCUUUGCAAUGGCUGAGAUAUCAGAUAUGGAGCAUUUGGCAUCAUUCAUGGAUCGUUUUAUGGACCUCCUCCCGAAUGAUGAAAGUAUGGUUGAUGUUCAACCUUUGCUUCAUCGAUUGGUGAGUAUAAUUUUCAAUUGCACUCUGAUAAGGGGCACUAAUAGUACAAAUUCAGUUCCUUGACGUUUCGAUGAAUUUCAUAUUCGGAAAGUCACUGAAUUCACUCGAACCCGAGGUUCCAAAAGAGGGCACAGAAUUUACCCAAGCAUUCAAUGAAGCCUAAAAGUGGGUGACCAAACGCAGAGAGGCAGGAUGGUUGCAGUUCUGACUCCAUCAAUAUAAAGAAAACAAGGAGUGGAAGAAUACCUAUACCACAGUACAAAAAUUUGUCGAUUAACAAGUAGCUCGAGCACUUCAACAAACCACGAAUGCAAAACCCGAACCAGAUUUUCCAGCGGUACGAAGGCGUUAUGUUCUCCUCGACGAAAUGGCGAAGCACAUCCGCGAUCCCAUCAAACCAAGAUAUCAUGUUCUUGGCGUGUUCAAUCCUGCUCGAGACACGAUCUCGAUCGCCGUUGGCAACACUCUUUUCCAGCUGGCCAGACAUCCUCAUAUAUGGACGAAACUUCGCAAAACUUCUUUGGAGAUUGAUGAACCAUUGACCUUCGAAAAGCUUAAAUCUCUGGUGGAUUUAGAUAUGUCAUACAAGAAACUUUUCGUGUAUGUGGGACCGCAGCACUGGUAUAGCGUAUAG
Sclerotinia trifoliorum is the source of this 957-nucleotide messenger RNA. Lineage: Eukaryota; Fungi; Ascomycota; Leotiomycetes; Helotiales; Sclerotiniaceae. The record is from the annotation of a GenBank genome assembly.